CAAAUGUCCGUCUUUGCUUUGUUUCUUGAGAGAUCUCAUCGCGGGCACACAUGUGCGUUCUUAGGUUAGGGUACUAACAUUGUAGUGUUGUGAGGUAGUAGCGAUGGCGACGAGCGGAGCGGAGGCGGCAGCGGGCGGCGGAGCGGAGGUGACGAUUCGCGCGGCGCGCCGAGAGGACAUGGCGCGAGUGCACGCCAUGAUACACGAACUCGCUGCAUUUGAGAAUGUGCCAGACGGUCCCAAACUCUCAGUGCAAGAUUUGAUCACGGACGGGUUCGAGUGCUCCCCGCCGUGGUUCUCCGUGGUGGUGGCGGAGACGGGCGGCGCCGUGGUGGGGUACGCGCUGGUGAACCGCGCCUACUCCAGCUGGACGCGGCGCGCGCUCUACAUCGAGGACCUGUACGUGGAGCCGCGGCAGCGCGGCGCCGGCGUCGGCAUGAAGCUGGUGCGGGCGCUCUGUGAGAUGGCGCUAGAGGAGGACAUCCACCGCAUAGACUGGCACGUGCUGGAGGAGAACCUCGGCGGGAGGAGGUUCUACGCGAGGCUCGGCGCGCGCGACCUGCACCAGACCGAGGGCCGCCUCAUGCUGCGCCUGGACCGCCACCGCAUCGAGGCCGUCGCCACACAACAACUCUAACCUCCGUCUUCAUCAUCUUAAAUUAUUAAAUAAAGUAUAUUUUCUCUUAAUAUUA
Messenger RNA from Amyelois transitella, 692 nucleotides. RefSeq names its product thialysine N-epsilon-acetyltransferase. The transcript is spliced from 4 exons. The coding region runs from base 104 to 637 and encodes 177 amino acids. The record is from RefSeq and is a predicted model, not a curated record. NCBI's taxonomy places the organism in Eukaryota, Metazoa, Arthropoda, Insecta, Lepidoptera, Pyralidae. Gene Ontology annotation, molecular function: N-acetyltransferase activity.